GAGAAAGAAUAAAAGUAAAUGGAAAUACAAGAAGAAAAUACAGAGAAAGCUGAGAUAAUAAGAAAAUAAAUAAAGGAUAGUAUUUGGCUCCUUUCGUCGUAUCUUCUUUGGUAACGUGUAAGUUUGUUGUAAUUAGGUUGCUACACAUGUCGCGAUAAGGAAGAAAAAGAAAAAGAUUUCAUUUCAAAGUGCCCUUCAACGAGCGAUUCAACGUAAUAACGAGCUAACUAACUUUCGUAGAGAAUCAUCGGCUAUCGGUCGUAUCCGUCUUUCUCCCUCCCCUUCGUACGGCGCGCGGCAGUAGUCUCCGGCUUGCGCGCGCGGGCUACAGGCGAAGGGCGCGAGCGGUGCUUGCGAUUCGAAAACUCCUUCGAGGAUUGACCAUGCGUAUGAGCAAACGACGAGCGAUCGCUUACGAGAUCCCGUAGGAGUAGGAGAAAGAGGAAGAGUAGGAGAAGGAGGAGAAGGAGAAGGAGGACGAAGAGGUACAUGACAACGUCGGAAAGGGAGAAGGGGUAGAGAAUCAGCACGAGUAGAACGACCAAGUGAGAAGAAGCAAAGUGCCGCUUCGCGCGUUCGAACAUGUUAGCACUUGCUACGUUAUUUAACUUUGUCGAUCGUCAUAAUCGAUAUCAUUUUUCGUUUAAAUCAAAUUCGAGAUUUGAGAAAUCGGUUAUUCGAAAUCUAUACCUUGUUUUUACUUUUACCUUCGAUUCUUAACGCACCGCAACACUCGUUCGGAUUGUUCAUCUGCGUUGGACUACUUUUCUCUUGUUUUCUCAUUAUUGCCGCAUGUCCAUUGUGCUAUGUUGCGCGCGUCGAACUAACUUAUUAGUAACUACUACGUGAGGUAGAUCCCAAGUUCAAGAAGAGAUAUUGCUCACUCGCUGCGACAUUUCUCAACGACCUUGUUUCUUGUACUUGAUUCAUGCGAUUGUAAAGUGAUAUAUAUAACGAAGAAAAUGGAAAAGACUUUGACUUUGUUACCCGAGCGAAGAUGAUCCGAUGCAAGCGCGCGAAUCCGCACGAGUGAAAGACAGUAAAAACGAAGAUAGAUAGAGAGAGAAAGCGAUAGAGUGGGGAAAGGUCGAAGCGCGAAUACGCGUGCGGCUGUACAAAAAACGCGCGUAGAGCUCUAAAUCUAAAGAUAAUGUACGGAAACCUGAAAGGACUGAACAAUUUUCCGUAACCUUUUGAUAUCGCAUGGAACGAUAUCAAAAAAUAACUUUUGAAGAAGUCUACGAAAAAGAGAUGUGCACGUUGUUUCUACUUCAAAAAGAUAAACGCAUACAGUGAAGAGUAAGAUAAAGUAAGUGAAGAAGGAAAAGUAAAAUAGGGAAAGAAAGAAAGAGAUAAAGAGAGGGACAAGGGUAGUAACAGCGUGACGGGGAAGGAUGCAGCAAUACCGGGUAGAAACGCAAAUCCGUCAUGAGGAGCAGAUCCUGGAGGCGAUAGAUCAGCUGCGCCGACGUAAGGCGCGUCCCGAUGCCGAUCGUAUUUGCAACUACUUGCUUCGAAAAUUUUCGGUUGAUGUGCGAGAUACGAUCGCCGAUCUUCAUCGCUUAAUCGAAGCGGAGAAGGUUAUACAAGUCGAUUAUAAAGGUAACACAAGUUAUAGAAACGCAUCUAAAUGGUCCCGUUUACAACUUUACAAGAAUCGACCGGAAGGCUUCGUAAAAGAAAAGUUAAAUUCGGCAAUGGUGGCUGGCGCGGUUGCCGAGCUCGUUGUUGAGGAACCAGAUUACCUCGAUCAAGGUGUGCCAGCCUGUAGAUUAGUAGAUCAAUUGCUCGAUGGUUUUUCGAAUCCUACCUCUAGACGUAUGACCGAGGAUUUUCUCGGGAAAGAAGUUGCGAGCGGUAAUUUAACACGUCUCUCUAACGGUAAUUAUUCGCUGGUGGCGACAUCCGACAUGACGACUGCAACCGAAUCGACGCACCGCGAGACUUUUACCCUUGAAAAUAUCGAAAAUGGUAAUAUCAGGCGUAAAGAUUCACAAACAGUUUCUUCAACUACUAAUGGCCCUUAUGAUUUCGAUGAGUCUGAGAAUUUGACUAUCGCCGAUUCAGCUUCAAAUACACCAAGAUCCUCGUGUCAAGCGAGUCCGAAACCAGAAGUGUCGAACAAGAAAGAAGAAUGUUUUGAUAUUCUUCUUACUAAAAAUCAAGAACGUAUUGAAGAUACAUCUCUCGAUGGCGAUCGGACGAAGGAAUCCGAGGAUCCGUUAGCUAGUGUCGACGAGAGAAAGGAUAACGUGAAGAGUACGGACAAUCAGUGUCAUAACCUCAAAAGAUCUUCCAAAUCGGAACGUAAGCAACGAUUACUUGUCAGGACAGAUGAUCCUAUGGACAUAGAAAUUAAAUUUGAAGAGUUUCGCAAAGACAAUAAGGAGGAAUCUUCCGCUCAAAAAGAUAAGAGGGAGGAUAACGAACAUUUUAGCGAAGAUCGUGACGACGAAGAGGCUGGUAGAAGUUCUACGAAUUGCUCUCCUACACCAUCUAACAUCAAUGUGGGUGGUUUUCGUAGUGCUCGUAGGAAGACCAUUUUCCAGAGAGCGAAAAAAGUAUUUGAUCCAUCCGACAACAACCUUGUAAGACGGAAACGUGGUAGGCAAGCUACUACACAAAAUAAGGUUGCUACGGUUCAAGAGCCUCCAGAAAUUGUUAAACCGCCAAUUAAAGAUGGGCCUUGUAGACAGUGUAGCCUUUGCGCCAAAGAAAAGCAAGAAGCAUUAGUUGCGUGCCGAGACUGUACAGUAAGAGCUCAUCCAAGUUGCAUUUAUAGUCCAGAAGAAAUAAUUCACAAGGCUGGUAGUAAUUGGCAAUGUGAACGUUGUAAGACUUGUACCAUUUGUUGUGAAACUUCGGAUGCUGGACCACUAAUCACAUGUUAUUCUUGUGACGAAGCAUAUCAUCAUUACUGCCAUUCACCACGUGUUAUAAAUCCAAAAUCAAAUUUAAGAUGGCAGUGUAACCAUUGUGUUCAAAAACAACAGAAAACAAACAAUAAUCAGACUGUCAGCCUUAUCAUUGCACGACCUGAUACUCCGUCAAGUGUGACUGUACUAGCACCACCUAUUUUAAGCCCACAAGUUUCACCUGUUCGCCCAUCUUCCGAUCAAAUGGAAGACGAUGCUACUAAAGAUGGCAUCGAUCCUAAUAUUCCUGAUGCUUCGGAUUGGACAUCCGAACAAGUUUAUCAAUACUUUGCGAGACUAUUUCCAAAAGAAGCAGAAGUAUUUAGGCAACAAGACAUAGAUGGUCAUUCUCUUUUAUUAAUGAAGAGGUCAGAUGUCUUAAAAGGACUUAACUUGCUGUUGGGUCCAGCAUUGAAAAUUUAUAGACAUGUUUUAAAACUUCAAGUUCGUCGAGACGAUCCCAAACUUUAUUGGUUGUAAGAUUAUUUUAAUAUUUUGAGAAAAAUAUAUACAUAGAUAGUGGAAAAUGUUAAUGCUCACUAUAUAUUGUACAGAUCGAUUUUCUUUAUACAUUCUUCGUAUAUAAUUUUUCCAAUUCUAGAUAUUUUUUCAUAUUAUGCAUAUUGUGAUAUUCUGAAUUAGGAAAGCGAUAACGUCUGAAACAUUUAAAGAUAUCUAAUACAGAUAAUAUUAAUGUAAGUAGAACAGAGAAACAGUUGUCUUUUUUACAUUGUAGUAUAUCUGUUUAAAAGAUGUUUAUUUUCAAGAAUCGUAUGUUAUAAAACUUCUGUUAUAAAUAUUAUAGCAAAGGUUUUAAAGACUUUAUUCUGUUUAAAUAAUAUAGUGAGUCUGUAUAGAUAACCAAUCUUAUAAGUAAAUUGUCAUAUAAUAAUAUUGCAUAGUUUUUAUUUUUGUUACAGUACGUACAGUAAGAUAAUUAAGAAUGAUAAAUAUUUAGCAUCUUUUCGAUACUCUAUUUAAGAAAUAUCGAUAUAUCUUCCUGUAUAAUAAAUGUUUUGAUAUUUACAUUG
Polistes canadensis is the source of this 3946-nucleotide messenger RNA. RefSeq lists its product as uncharacterized. The transcript is spliced from 5 exons. Gene Ontology annotation, molecular function: protein binding; DNA binding. The record is from RefSeq and is a predicted model, not a curated record. Lineage: Eukaryota; Metazoa; Arthropoda; Insecta; Hymenoptera; Vespidae. The coding region runs from base 1395 to 3395 and encodes 666 amino acids.